CAAAACACAGUAUUCAGUUAACGAACGAAACGAAAAGCGAGCGGAUUUCCCCUCAGAAUCGAGUGAAAUUAAAAUAAAAAAUAAAAAUAAAAGCCCCAGGGCAAUUGGCUUUUUUUAAAAGACCCAUUAUCGCUGGGCUAUCGGGAAAUAAACGAGUUGCAAACCCGUCGCGAAAUUCUAUUGUCCGGCCCAAUCGUUCAGUUGGCCAACGGACGUCGCGUACUGCAAAAGGCACUCAACCCGAAAGUUAGAUCGAUUUAAAUCCCGCAUCCGGGGCGUGAGAAUAUAGUGAUAUAAGCGAACUGCAACAUGUAUCCACCACCGCCUGCGACGAGAAUCAAGCACUUUGGCUCCCUCAGAACGGCUGCAGUUUGGGCCGGAAUUCUCGGAGUGGCUCAGUCUAUCAUCUGGAUGGGUCUGACCAUUACAGCGAUAUGUGCCUUCAAUUGUGUGCUUUACAUUACGAAUGACCUUAGUUAUGGGACCAUGGUCAAGACGGUCUUCUUCGAUCUGUACUUCAAGGGCGGCUGCAAAAUGAACCCCGCCGAUUACCAGAACUACGACCAAACUAUCCUGAAUUCAGUGACGACCGUCUUCGAUCCUACUCAAAUUUUGAUCUGGGAUUCCGUAUACCUCGGCGUUUCUGUCUGCUGGCUCAUCGUCUCCAUUGUGCUGCUACUGUGGGUGCGCAAGGACAACGUGAAGCAGACCCUGACUGCCAUAUACACUUGGGCCUUUUUCGUGGCCGCCAUCUGCUGCAUGGACAUUGCCUCCGGAGUGAUCUUUGGCGUCGACUACGGACGCUUCCAUGAGGCGGCUCUGAAGUAUAAUGCCAAUAGUAUUAAUGCCGGUACCAUCGAUCCCAUGGCUGCCACCUUGAUGGCCGGCGGAGUGGCCGCCAUUUCCAUGAUGAUCAUCUCCUUCAAGGGAUUCGUUCUGUGGUUCAUCAACUUCGGGCUGCUCGUGUAUCUGCUCAUGAGAGCCACUCGCAUUGCCACCGAUAAGGAUGGUGUGGAUACUUUGUUCAAUCCUCGCAAGGAUUCCAAUGAUAUUCUGACCACCCGGGCGCCGAUUCGCGCCUACGAGGAAGAGAAGGUGGAGGUCCAGGCGUAUAACAAUGCCGCCUACGUUCCGGAUAACCGCUCCAUUGCGGAGACCAUCGAGGUGAACGAAGGCGCCAUUGUGCGGGCGGCGCACAUGUCGAUGGACUCGAAUCUGAUGGACCGCCGAUUCCGGGACAUCAACGCCUUCCAGCAAUAUCCGGCCCCCAAUCCGCAGGCGAGUCGUCCGUUGCGCCAACAGUCGCAGGUUCCGGUGCAGGAGACCAUUGUGGUGGCCACCUCGGGAUUCCCCAUGCCCGACUACUCGCCACAGCCCAGUCCGAAUGGAAUUCUGCGCCCCCACCAGUACUGAGUACUGAGUACUAAGCCCAUUGGCGCCCCUCCGAAAAGCCCUCUUCCAUAUUAUAAUUCUCAAAUAAUCCCCCAAGUGACAGCUAAAGUUUAGUUCAAAUUUUAUCAGCGUGGACAAUUGUUCUGCUUGGUUAUUCUUAUUUAUUUGCAUGUUUAUAACAAAAUAAGUGUACAGUUGUAAAUAAAUGAAACCGUUAUAGUUAUUUGCACCACCACUGGGAUGAGAUAACGAAUACGGGAUGAGAGUAUCGGAAGGUAGCUUAAAAAUGA
Drosophila takahashii is the source of this 1682-nucleotide messenger RNA. RefSeq lists its product as uncharacterized. The record is from RefSeq and is a predicted model, not a curated record. Lineage: Eukaryota; Metazoa; Arthropoda; Insecta; Diptera; Drosophilidae.